Molecule: messenger RNA, 2314 nt
Organism: Fundulus heteroclitus (mummichog)
Lineage: Eukaryota; Metazoa; Chordata; Actinopteri; Cyprinodontiformes; Fundulidae
Gene: abce1
Product: ATP-binding cassette, sub-family E (OABP), member 1
Exons: 19
Coding region: 167-1966 (599 amino acids)
Biological process (GO): ribosomal subunit export from nucleus; translational termination; translational initiation
Molecular function (GO): ribosomal small subunit binding; ATP hydrolysis activity; iron ion binding
Source: RefSeq, a predicted model, not a curated record
CCAUCUUUCUAGCCGGCUUCAGGUGAAACACGUUGCUGGAAGGGGGGAAAAAAACACGUUUUACUCGUAAAUAUUUGUUUCUGAACGCGAGUUCUACUUUAUUUUCACCCAAGACGGACUAAGGGAGCCGAAGAGGCUCCACAGCGUCCGUCCCUCCGUCCCCGUCAUGGCGGACAAGAACACCAGGAUCGCCAUCGUCAACCACGACAAGUGCAAGCCUAAGAAAUGCAGGCAGGAGUGCAAGAAGAGCUGCCCGGUGGUCCGCAUGGGUAAGCUGUGCAUCGAGGUGACUCCCCAGAGUAAGAUCGUGUGGAUCUCUGAGUCUCUGUGCAUAGGCUGCGGCAUCUGCAUCAAGAAAUGUCCGUUCGGGGCGCUGUCCAUCGUCAACCUCCCCAGCAACCUGGAGAAGGAGACCACCCACAGAUACUGCGCCAACUCCUUCAAGCUGCACAGGCUGCCCAUCCCCAGACCCGGCGAGGUGCUGGGGCUGGUGGGGACCAACGGGAUCGGCAAGUCCACGGCUCUGAAGAUCCUGGCCGGGAAACAGAAGCCCAACCUGGGAAAGUUUGAUAACCCUCCAGACUGGCAGGAGAUCCUGACCUACUUCAGGGGCUCUGAGCUGCAGAACUACUUCACCAAAAUCCUGGAGGACGACCUGAGGGCCAUCGUCAAGCCGCAGUACGUCGACCAGAUCCCCAAAACCGUCAAGGGGUCAGUAGGGGCCAUCCUGAGCCGGAAAGACGACACAGACACGCAGGACAUCAUCUGCAACCAGCUAGAUCUGAGUCACCUGCGGGAGAGAAACGUGGAGGAUCUGUCCGGAGGGGAGCUGCAGAGGUUCGCCUGCGCGGUGGUCUGCAUCCAGAGGGCCGACAUCUUCAUGUUCGACGAGCCGUCCAGCUACCUGGACGUCAAGCAGCGGCUGAAGGCCGCCAUCACCAUCCGCUCGCUCAUCACCCCCGACAGGUACAUCAUCGUGGUGGAGCACGACCUGAGCGUGCUGGACUACCUGUCGGACUUCAUCUGCUGCCUUUACGGCGUCCCCAGCGCCUACGGAGUCGUCACCAUGCCCUUCAGCGUCCGAGAAGGUAUCAACAUCUUCCUGGACGGUUACGUUCCCACGGAGAAUCUCAGGUUUCGGGAAACCUCGCUGGUCUUCAAAGUGGCCGAAACGGCAAACGAGGAGGAAGUGAAGCGUCUCCGGCACUACCAGUACCCAGACAUGGGGAAGACGAUGGGCGAGUUCAGUCUGGACAUCAAAGGCGGAGAGUUCACAGACUCUGAGAUCAUGGUGAUGCUGGGAGAGAACGGCACAGGGAAGACCACCUUCAUCCGGAUGCUGGCUGGGGGACUCAGACCCGACGGAGGAGGUGAAAUUCCCAUCCUGAACGUCAGCUACAAACCUCAGACCAUCAGCCCCAAGUUUAAGGGCAGCGUCAGAGCUCUGCUCCACGAGAAGAUCAGAGACGCCUACACGCACCCGCAGUUCAUCACCGACGUCAUGAAGCCGAUGCAGAUUGAGAGCAUCAUCGACCAGGAUGUCCAGAACCUGUCCGGUGGAGAGCUGCAGAGAGUCGCUCUCACGCUGUGUCUGGGUAAACCGGCCGACGUCUACCUGAUCGACGAGCCGUCUGCGUACCUGGACUCUGAGCAGAGGUUGAUGGCCGCCAGGGUCAUCAAGAGGUACAUCCUUCACGCCAAGAAGACGGCGUUUGUGGUGGAGCACGACUUCAUCAUGGCGACGUACCUGGCCGACAGAGUCAUCGUGUUCGACGGUGUUCCCUCCAAGAAGACCACGGCUAACACGCCUCAAGGCCUGCUGGCCGGGAUGAACCGCUUCCUGUCUCUGCUGGAGAUCACGUUCAGGAGAGACCCGAACAACUUCAGGCCGAGGAUCAACAAGCUCAACUCCAUCAAGGACACGGAGCAGAAGAAGAGUGGGAACUAUUUCUUCCUGGACGACUAAGAUGGCGUCCCUCCUGACCAACUGCGACAUCCUGGCUGCAGGCCGGUGCCCGCCAUCGCAUCGCCUCCACGUUCACAGCCAGGCUGCGUUUUAACCAGCCGUGAUUAAACCAUAAGAAGCGACAAAAAACGAAACUCAUCCGCCUUUCUGUACCGCGCUGCGUUCACUGUCCAGCGAUGUUGUGACGUGUAAGAUGAUAAUGAAAUGCUCUGCGCUGAUUGGCCGCCGGCCCGACCGCGUGAGCCGAGAUCACGAGGCGGCGGCGGCGACGCCGUGGGACAUUCAGCAGCGAAUUUUAUCACUCAUGCAUUUACGACCCAUAAUAAACAGAUGCUUCCUGACCCGGAA